This is a messenger RNA of Rana temporaria (common frog), 528 nucleotides long. Its product is annotated as resistin-like beta. The coding region runs from base 62 to 352 and encodes 96 amino acids. The transcript has 3 exons. Lineage: Eukaryota; Metazoa; Chordata; Amphibia; Anura; Ranidae. Gene Ontology annotation, cellular component: extracellular region. The record is from RefSeq and is a predicted model, not a curated record. Gene Ontology annotation, molecular function: hormone activity.
AGAUAUCAUCCCGUUCUCCACACAUUCUCCGUCCCUCUCAGGUCUUCCUGGAAUUCUGAAGAUGAAGAUGAAGCUUCUCCUUUGUGUCGUUCUCCUGUCUGUGGCCACAGCAGUGGACAGUAUUCCUGAUCUCAGCUCUUUAGCUGCUGCAUUGCAAGGGAACAGUAAACUUGUCUGCACCGGCGUCAGCACCCCAGGGUUAUCUGCUACCUGUCCUGAUGGUUACAUCCCCACGACUUGUGUCUGCACGAAGGGCUGCGUUUCGUGGAGCGUCCAGCGUGAGAAUACCUGUCUAUGUCAGUGCCCCAAUGUUGACAUGACAACGGCCCGCUGCUGCAAAGUCGGCUAUUAGUAGAGUCUGACCACCAGAGGGCGAUGGGAGUGACACCGCUGAAUGAUCUCUUCUAUCACAAUAGCUCCACAUCACAUCUAUUAUAUGGUUGUAGAACGGCUGAGGGGGUCCAAUAAUAAAAGGUUGAAGUUUAUAGUUUGUGAUUUCUUUUGUAGCAAAUAAAGUUUUCAUGAAAA